Molecule: messenger RNA, 554 nt
Organism: Trachymyrmex cornetzi
Lineage: Eukaryota; Metazoa; Arthropoda; Insecta; Hymenoptera; Formicidae
Product: complex III assembly factor LYRM7
Exons: 5
Coding region: 71-409 (112 amino acids)
Biological process (GO): mitochondrial respiratory chain complex III assembly
Cellular component (GO): mitochondrial matrix
Molecular function (GO): protein folding chaperone
Source: RefSeq, a predicted model, not a curated record
CUAGUACACAUAGUGCAAUAAGUUGAAGUGAAACAAAUAUAUUGUAAUAAUUGUGCAAAAAUUUUCGUAAAUGGGCGAAUCUUUUCGACGAGAGAUUUUGCGAGUCUUCAAGAAACUUCAUAGAACAAGAUUAAAGACAUUUGAAGGCGACGAAUAUGCAUUGCAAGUUGUGAGGGAUCAGAUAAACAAAGAAUACAAAAAAUAUAAAAGUGUCACAAACCAGACAGUGAUUGCGGAGUUAAAUAAACUCGCUCAGGAAGUUGAAUGUGAAAUACGAACGACUGUCAUACAAGCGGUCGAAACGGCACCUAGAAGAAUAGCGCUGCGACUUACUCCAGAUGUCUUGGUAGACAAUGUGCCAUAUAAGGAUCAAAAAGAUGGUAAAUUAGACAAAGAAAGCAAAGACUAAAAUUGAGCUACUCACAAUCUAUGGUAUUGAAGAAUAUCGAACAGGAAUAAGAAUCAACUAAAGUUAAUUAUGAAUAGUUAUUACAAUGAAAUCACCUAGACAUCUGAUCAAUUAAAAUUAAAAUUUGUAAAUAAUGUAUUAUAUA